Messenger RNA from Gasterosteus aculeatus aculeatus (three-spined stickleback), 4631 nucleotides. RefSeq names its product heparan sulfate glucosamine 3-O-sulfotransferase 2. Lineage: Eukaryota; Metazoa; Chordata; Actinopteri; Perciformes; Gasterosteidae. Gene Ontology annotation, molecular function: [heparan sulfate]-glucosamine 3-sulfotransferase activity. The record is from RefSeq and is a predicted model, not a curated record.
AACAUCACGAUUCUGAUUUAUUCUCGUCAGCUUCUUUAGUCAAAUUUAAACGUAUUCAAUGUUUCAUCUUCCUGGAAAAACACUCACAAAACUGGAAAGUAACACUGAGCUUCUGCGUUUACUGUGCACAGUCACCAUAACCUGUAUGAUUAACCCCCAAAAAGAGCAACCCACGUGAUGGAAAGCUCAACGAGGAUGCAAAGGUGCGUGCUGUGACGUCACCGCGUUGCUUCGUUCUCGUGUCGCUCGGCCGGUCGCGCUCACAGAGCGCGCUCCUGCCCGGUGACCAUGGAGACGUCCGGGACUUUCCCAGAGUCGGCGCUCGGAGAAGGAUGCCGUUGGACGGACGAACCGAGGAGGUGGCACACAGGUGGACCGCGCGCGUGAGCCCCCCGGCGCAAGUGGUGACCACCGGGUGACGGGACGCAGGAGUCGUCUUUCGGCUCUGGAGACAGCGGGCACUCCGGCCACUUGCGCGACUUCAGCACUCAGAAGGCACGGGACGCGAGAUCAACGUUCAAAAGCCAUGUACUGUUCCUAUCCGCGGAGAGAUGGCAUGCGUGCUCCUCUUCAGUCGAACCCUCCCCGCCUCACACCGGCUAACGAGGACAUCCGUCUGCCUGCUGUCGCUCCUGCUGUCGUGCCUCUGCUACUGGGCUCUGUUCCCUGCCGAUACGCAGAAGUCAGGUGAUCCAACGCCCAGCUGCCGGCGCGCCCCGGCCAACGGGGCCAAAAGGCGCAUUCACAAAUCGCCGCCGUGCGUCUGGCCGCUGGGUGCGCGACCGAGCGGCAUCGACGCGUCGGACCGAGGACCCGCCGCGUCCCUCCGCGUCGACACGCCCAGUCCGCCGAUGGGCAACUUGAAGUUGGGCAAUAAAAAGUUACCGAACGCCAUCAUAGUCGGCGUGAAGAAGGGCGGCACCAGGGCGGUUUUGGAGUUCAUACGGAUCCACCCGGACGUGCGCGCGGCUGGCACCGAGACGCACUUCUUCGACAGGAACUAUGACAGAGGUCUGGAGUGGUACAGAGGUUUAAUGCCAAGGACUCUCGAGAGCCAACUCACCAUGGAGAAGACACCGAGCUACUUCGUGACCAAAGAGACGCCCCGCCGGAUCUCCGCCAUGUCCGCAGAUACCAAGCUCAUCGCGGUGGUGCGAGACCCGGUCACCCGUGCGAUAUCCGAUUACACUCAGACUUUGUCCAAAACCCCCGACCUAGCGAGCUUCCAGGACCUGGCCUUUAGAAACCAGAGCCUGGGCAUCGUGGACACGUCCUGGAACGCCAUCCGGAUCGGCCUGUACGCCCUGCACCUGGAAAACUGGCUGCGGCACUUCCCCCUGGCCCAGAUCCACUUCGUGAGCGGGGAGCGCCUCAUCGCCGACCCGGCGGGGGAGUUGGCCCGGCUGCAGGACUUCCUCGGGUUGAAGCGCAUCGUCACGGACAAGCACUUCUACUUCAACCGCACCAAGGGCUUCCCCUGCCUCAAGAAGCCGGAGAGCAGCGGCUCGCCCCGCUGCCUGGGCAAGUCCAAGGGCCGGACCCACGUGCAGAUAGACCGGGACGCCGUCGAGCAGCUGCGAGACUUCUACAGGCCGUACAACGUCAAGUUCUAUGAAAUGGUGGGGCACGACUUCAAGUGGGAGUAGAGGUCCGAGGGAUGUUUUCAAAUGGCACAGGAGGGAUUUAUGUAUUGCACACAGCUAGAACCGGUUUGCAUGCUUUGAUGUGACGUGUUUAAGCCAACUGUCAGCCGGUUUUCCAGACCCCUUUUGGAGUGAAACCCGCAUUAGCAGUAUUAUUUUUGUAUUAGUGCCACUAAUGAACAUUGCUAUAAACUGAGAUGACAUUGCUUGCGCGCCGGUUACGAUCAGCCUGCAUCAGCAUCCCGUCUGUCGCCAGGAUGCAGCCGUCAUUUUAGCCCACGCCAUCACGUGAGUUCUGUUAUUCGCCGACUAGAUUCCCAAUUUGCUGACUGGUUUUAUUAGAAAGCAAAAAAAGAGAAAAUUCCAGGCAACGGGAUUAGUUCCUCUUAAAACCUGCUUCACUAAUCACGGCAGGGCUUGAAAGCAAGACCUUGGAAAAUGUCAGCGAAGUCUUCGGGGAGGCGAAUUAAGCUGCCGCACUGUGGCGGUUAAUCUGAGAUGUAAAGCCAUAACGCAAGAGCGAACCGCCUCGCGUCCCAAACUGUUGGUCUCAUCAGUUUCUACACUGGGUGGAAGGUUUUUGGGGUCCUUCUUUGCAGUAAAUGAGUUCAUGCUCUGACAUGCAGCACUUCACUUGGUUCGCUGUGCUUUCUUUGCAAAAAAACUUUAUAUAUUUGUUACAAAACUAUUUAAUCAGCACUUUUGUCACAAAGCCCCUUCAUGAUGAAACAGAAGCACAGAUACGGUUUUUUGUUGUUGUUUGUUUUCUUAUCUAAAACGUUGACCUUGAUGUUGAAUUACCUGUUCAAUCCUUGAGUGAGAACCUCUUGGAAAACCGCUGAUUUAGUACCACACCUCCCUAUCUAGUCUGAAAAAUGAUUGUUUUUCACAGAUUAGACCACCGGCGGUUUUUACAUCCGUCGCCGUUGUUGCAGCCGAAAACCCUUUUGAGGUUUAUUGCGUCCUGCGAGGUGAGCUGUGUGCCUCGGCGUGGGCGGGAGGAAUCACAUCACAAAGAUGGAGCAGGGAACACCUCGUCGUGGCAGGUUAUCAAAUACAAUCUGGGACUCCACGUCGCAGUGAAAAGUUUGGAUUUGGUUACACAUGAAAUGAAUACUAAGACUGUCAGAGGCGGACUGAUACGAGGCCGUAACAACAAGCAGGGAUGUAUGAGAUGGUGUAAUUACUCCCACGAGUGGACGCUGUAAAUGGGAUUCCAAUCAUCACACGUCACCCUCAACGCUUCAGGUUGCACUUUGAAUUUUACGCUUGAGAGUGUUAUUAUUUCACCUACCGGUGAACACAGCCGUGUGUGCAUGAGAGAAAAUAAAAAACAGUUUUAGCAUUUGUGAGCAGAAUGUAAAACCAUUAACGACAUUUGCUCUCGAGCCGGUCUCACUUCCAACUCGCCUGGUGCAGCUCACUAUGUGGCAGGAAGUCCAUCCUGUGUAAACGCAUCACCUUAUUAUUAGAUAAUCGCUAACUAUCCCAGCAAUGAUUCCAUCAGUGUCGUGGAAGCGGACGUAGUGUGCGGACUCCUCGCUCGGGUACAGAAAUACAAAACAGCAGAAAGAGCGUUUCAUCUUUUAAUAUCGAAUCUGUUUCCUUGACUAAUAAUAACGAUUUCCCUGCCAGUGCAAUGUGGGACCCGACGGUUCUCCGUGUUAUCGUCGUACCUCAGACGCGAGGUACUUUUAUCCGCUUCGACAGUACUGAGGACCCCGUUGACGUUCCUGUGUAACACUUUGAAGACUUCUUGGUGUUUGACAUCCAAAUAAAGAGAGCUCGGGAAGCGUAAAGUCUGCUCAGACUCUCUCCUCAUUGUGGAGAGACCCCCUCUCUCUCUCUCUCUCUCUCUCUCUCUCUCUCUCUCUCCCUCCCUCCCAGCAUUCAUUAAACCCACACAACCUCCGGGUGGGGCAAACACAGGCGGUGUGGCUGCACCGCCACCGAUGCCCCUUCUUGUCAUCUUCGGCUCCUUUUCUGUGGCUCCCUUUGUCCCCCGAGCGCACACAGGUGAGCUUACAGAGAGCUGCAGCUCUCUGCAUCGCACACAUGGGUCCUAAUUAGGCCCGAGGUCUGGAGAGAAGAACCCCCCCCCUCCCACCCCCCCCCACCUAGAACAAGCUCCAGCCAGUCUAAUCAGACUGAAGGCUCUCCAGAGACGGUGUGCAGGUCAAAUCUCUCUCUCUCUCUCUCGUUUCCUUUUUCUCGCUCACAUAUCAACACACUCAGCUCUAUUUUCAAGUGAGAAUUCCCUCAGAAACCAGCGAUGCAAAUCAGGAGAUCUUUUGCAUUUUGAAACACAACAAAGUGACCUGUUUGCACUGCAGCUAAUUAGAUGCUUGUUAAGCUUAGUGAGUAUUUGUUCAAACUAAUGUGUGGAUAUUAUGACGAUACAUUUUUUUACUCGCUGAUAUUAAUAUAACUUUAUACAUCGCGUUGAACGUUUUGAACAUGUGGAUUUUGGGAUCCGUGGCAUAAAGCAGCGGCGUCCUUAUUUAAUGCUCAAAAUACUUGAAGAAGCUGCAGGGAAGCAGAACGAGUGUUGAUGCACGAACAGGACAGGAUCUGACACAUGUUGUUCUUUGUAUCUUCCCGUUUUAAAAGAAGGCUUAAAGCUCUCUUGAUCAUCAUUUUUAAUCUGCUAUUGUUUAAUGCUUAAAGCAGCAAAAUUGUUUGUCUACGUGUGGAAAUCUAAACAAAAAAUGAUCAAGCAUGGUGCAUGAAGAACUCAAUAUAUUCUUUAUAUUUAUAUAUAUAUUUGUCACCCCUGAUGUUCCUCACAUGCAUCUAUAACACAGUUCAUCUGCAGAACCCUGUUGGUUGAUGUCACUUCAAAUAAACACUAGGAUUUCUAAUGAGCCUCAAAAUGAAACAUAAGCAGUCGGAAAGAAACAUUUCAAAAGAAAUCUGUCCGUGACAUGUACAUUUUGAGGCCAUCAACAAAUGACUGUCAACAGAGCAAUAAAAAAUGUUUUCCUGCGG